Dicrocoelium dendriticum is the source of this 896-nucleotide messenger RNA. The record is from the annotation of a GenBank genome assembly. NCBI's taxonomy places the organism in Eukaryota, Metazoa, Platyhelminthes, Trematoda, Plagiorchiida, Dicrocoeliidae.
CGUCUUCCAUCUUCGAAGACUUUUGCCGCCGACACUGCAUCGAACACCUCCGCUCACCGCCUUACCAUCCCCAAUCCAAUGGUCAAGCGGAGCGAUUUGUCGACACAUUCAAGAGGGCGCUUUUGAAAUCUCGCGGGGAGGGGACCGUGGAUGAGUGUCUUCAAGCCUUCCUGCUCUCGUACCGGUCCACACCGAAUCCAGCUACGCCAGGAUGCCAGUCACCAGCUGAAGCAUUGAUGGGCCGCAAGCUACGCACCACAAACGAUGCGCUCAUUCCGACAGAGAAGCCACCUACUCACUCUGGUGCCGGCACCAAACACAAAGAAUUCGCCGUCGGAGCCCCAGUCUACGCUCGUGAUUACCGAGCAGGUCAUCCUCGCUGGAUCAAAGCAACAGUGACAGCCAGGCGAGGUGACAUGCUUCAUGAUGUCUCCGUAGGUGAUGACACCUGGGUUCGCCAUCGCAAUCAACUUCGUCCGCGCCACGAAGAAACCUCCAUGCCAGCCAGCUAUCCCGUGCGCCUGCCGCUGCACAUCCUGUUGGAUACUUUCGGAUUGGCCACACAACGACAGAUCACGGUCGAAGCCGCUCAGUCGCCGCCGCAUCUCGAGAACCCACCUUGCCGACGAACAGAAAGAAUCCGGAGGUCACCGAAAUCCCUCCAGGUCAAUCCUCGCCAGAAGCGGUACGCUCUCUCUUCAAAGGGAGGUGUUGCGGGCCCGUCAAAAAUCCCCGCAAAAAACGCGCCAGUAACUCCGGCAUAAUGGCUGUGGGAAGCGGAGUCCAAUUUCUCCCCACAACGCAGCAGUGUUCAGCCACUCCGAGGCGCGUCCCAACUGCGAACCUUUUGACAAUGGUCAUUUGCAAACUACCACCUCUGCGUGGUGACUUUUUCC